AUGUUCAUUUUCCUAUCGCUACCUGCUGGAAAUGAACAACCACAUUCAGAAAAAGAACGAGAGGUUUUAAUGGAUUUUCAACAAUCAUUGCUAAAUUCAACAAAUAUAAUAUCGAAGCUAAAUUAUAAUGAUGGGUAUGGGAACAUAACAGGAUUUCAGUUGUCUUAUAAAGAUUCAGAAGAAGGGAAAAAGGCAGAAAAUUGGCCGUUUCAUGAGUUUAAUGACGAACGUCCAUUUGUUGAAGAUGAAAAAUUUUCAAUUUUACCAAAUUAUGUAUCUAAUUAUAUCAAAAAUUUUUGGGGAAAUGAAAGAAAUACUCCAGAAAAUGCAUAUUUAUUAAAUAUAUCAGGUAGAGCUGAUGGUGAAUUUAAAGUUGAUAAAGAAGAUAAAAAAAUCAAAGGGAUAAAUUUGGAAUUACCUCAAUACUUAAAAGAUUAUUAUUCAUCCAUAGAUCAAAAUCCUGAAAAAGAAGUUGCAGAUAAAAGUAUUAAUUUAACUAAUGGAUUAGUAUCAAUUUCUAUGCGUAAUAGAUUUCAUCAUGAGAAUAAUACAAUUAUUGGCAUAGAUUUGAAUUUAAAGGAUUAUCAAGAGAUUGAAAAUCACAAUUUUGAUUUGACAGGAGUGUAUCUUCCGGAAUGGGGUAGUGCAAUAGCAACUUCGAAUUCUGCCAAAUUUUAUGGAUCUUAUGGAUUAUCUCAUCUAUUAAUGAAUGACAAAAAUUUCAAUCAUGUAAAUAAUUUGAUAUUACAAUGGGGAAACUCUAUUAAUGAUAGAGAUAUAACAUUAGAUGAUCUACAUUCAAGUAUUUUGAAAUCAUAUGAACAAUGUGAAGUCAUUAUGUAUAUUCAAUUAGAUAAAACAAAAUAUUCUAAAGAAGAAUUGCAUUCAAUUGAAGAGGAAAUUAGCUCCCCUCAAGGAAAACCUAUCCCAAAACAAAUUCCUCAAAUUGAAGUUUCUAAUUUCAUUAUAUAUUCACCUGAUUGUGGGAUACUUAUCAAAAAAAAUGAAGAUAAAUCAUUUGUAGGUAAGAAAUCAGAAGUUUUAAAUUUAGAAAUGAAAAAUGUUCUUACUGGUAUACUUGUUUUGGUUUCGUUACAAUUGUUUUUAAUUAUAAGAUUGAUAAAACAUAGUAAUACACCUGGUUCAUUAAGUUUAAUUUCAUCAAAGACAUUAUUUUUAUUAUCGUAUCAGGAUAUGCUAAUCGCGUUACUAUGCUUACUAUUGUCCACUAUUAGUUAUAAUUUAUAUUUGAUAUUAGCAUCUUUAGCAACUAUUGCAUUUAUAUGUUGUGGUGUAUUUGAAAUGAGAUUUAUGGUUAGUGUUUUAUCUACUCAAGCAAAUGAAAGAGGAACAACGUGGUGGGAAAUUUUAAGGGGAGCAACUUCAGCACCACCUAAUGAUACUGGAGCAAUUAUACCUAUGACACUGGCUCCAGAACAACCUCAAGUUGAACCAGAUAUUCCACAAUUGCCAGAUAGUUCAUAUUCAAACAGUAUAUUUUCAAUUAAUUUGAUAUUUGCCAUUAUUUCAAUUUUCAUGGUAUUCUCUUCAUUUAAUUGGAGAAUAAAAUAUCGUAAAAUAUUUGAAUAUAUUGGAUUGAUAUUUAUUAAUUCAUUUUGGAUUCCACAAUUUUUCAGAAACACAUUAAAGAAUAGAAAUCAUUCAUUCCAAUGGGAAUUUUUAAUUGGAACUAGUCUUUUAAGAAUAAUACCAAUAUGUUAUUUUUGCUUGAUAGAAUCUAAUCCAUUAAGACAUAGAUAUGAUCCAAAACUAGCAAUUGUAAUAUCUACAUAUUUAAUCUUGCAAUUAUUUUUACUUUAUUUACAAUUCAAAUUAGGUGCUAGAUUUUGGAUAAAUGAAAAAUUCUUACCGAAACAAUAUGAUUAUCAUAGAAUUGUAACAAAAAGUUUAUUGGGAGAAUUGUCCAUAAAUACUGACAAUUCAAAAGCAUUUGAAGAACUAACAGAAUAUAAAACUAACUGUCCAAUUUGUAUGAAUGAUGAUUUAAUAGUACCCGUUUGGAAUAAAAAUGAUGAUAAACAAGAAGAUUUGAAAAAGAAAUUAAUACACCAUAAAAUGAAUUAUAUGAUAACUCCAUGUAAUCAUUUAUUUCAUAAUGAAUGUUUGGAAAGUUGGAUGAAAUACAAACUUCAAUGUCCAGUAUGUAGAAAAAGUUUACCACCAAUAUAA
Insectozyma verbasci is the source of this 2190-nucleotide messenger RNA. The record is from the annotation of a GenBank genome assembly. Lineage: Eukaryota; Fungi; Ascomycota; Pichiomycetes; Serinales; Debaryomycetaceae.